CUUUCUUGUGAGAUAAACACCAACGUCUAGCGUUGUAAAACGCAGUUCUCUGCAGAAACUCCGGAUCAAACAAAAAAACUGUUUAAAUUAAGUAUAUCCCACGUGUCUUCAAUGGAAAUAUUACUCACUCCGCCAGUCAGUUCAAUUCGACUGAGAAGUGGUUUUCGAUCGCCACACGCAAUUUCAAAUCGAGUGGUCGCCUCUCCGCAUUCUGCAUGGUCUAAAUGUAGGGCUGACCGUAUUUGCAAGGGUUUACCAUCUGAAGAAGUUGAAUGCGCACCCAGCUUUCUUCACAUAAACGACCUUGACGAGGCGAGAAUUGAUGCACUGCUUACCCGCGCAGCCGAAGUCAAGUCAAUGCUUGUCUCAGGUGAUCGCUCAUAUCGUCCAUUUGAGGGCAAAACUCUCUGCAUGAUUUUCACGAAGCCUUCUUUGCGCACUCGUGUGUCAUUUGAGACAGGCUUCCAUCUAUUGGGUGGUCAUGCAGUGUACCUUGGACCAAAUGACAUUGGUUUUGGAGGUCGUGAAGAAACCCGGGAUAUUGCACGUGUUCUCUCACGAUUCAACGACAUAAUCAUGGCGCGCACUUUUGCACACCAAGAUGUCCUCGAUCUUGCGACAUAUGGAUCAGUCUCUGUAGUGAAUGGACUUACAGACUUCAACCAUCCAUGUCAGAUAAUGGCAGACGCACUCACUAUAAAGGAGGCAUUUGGGGACUUGCGAGGGAAAAAAAUCGUUUAUGUCGGUGACGGCAAUAAUAUUGUACAUAGCUGGCUUGAACUGGCGGCCGUGUAUCCCAUCCAUUUUGUAUGUUGCUGUCCGAGGGGAUUUGAACCCGAUUAUACUCUCACUGUCCAGUCUCAGGCUGCAGGUAUAUCCACAGUUGAAAUAUCUCACGAUCCUUUUGAGGCGGUAAAAGGUGCUGAUGUCAUUUAUGGCGACGUGUGGGCUUCGAUGAAUGCCGGGCAGAAGGAAGACGCUGAAUCUCGAUACAAGGCUUUUGAGGGUUUCCAAAUUAACUCUGCCCUUUUUGCCAUUGCCGGCCCUCAGUGUAAAUUUAUGCACUGCCUCCCAGCAGAGCGAGGGCUAGAAUGUACAGAUGAAGUUAUGGAGGCCGAAUUCUCACUAGUUUUCCAAGAAGCUGAGAAUCGCAUGCAUGCUCAAAAUGCGAUCAUGAUCGAGCUCCUCGGCCUUUGAUAUGAUUUGGUUUCUCAGCGACUCAAAGUGUAAGUAGGCACUCUGAACUCGAAAAGGAAGACAAAUUAGUGUAGUCCAUAUAUUGCUCUAUUCACAAUAGUGUAUGCAUAUGAAGGUAUGAUAGCUACGUACAUAUGUACUUCCAUACUUCCGUACUAAAAAUUAGGGCUAAAAGGUAGCUAGCUAGCUAGCUCUAGUAGUGUACAUAUCACACUUUCACUAGACUAUCUUC
Messenger RNA from Micromonas pusilla CCMP1545, 1429 nucleotides. RefSeq lists its product as uncharacterized. Gene Ontology annotation, cellular component: intracellular membrane-bounded organelle. The record is from RefSeq and is a predicted model, not a curated record. Gene Ontology annotation, molecular function: ornithine carbamoyltransferase activity; amino acid binding. Bases 112 to 1197 code for a protein of 361 amino acids. NCBI's taxonomy places the organism in Eukaryota, Viridiplantae, Chlorophyta, Mamiellophyceae, Mamiellales, Mamiellaceae. Gene Ontology annotation, biological process: L-citrulline biosynthetic process. The transcript has 2 exons.